This is a messenger RNA of Neltuma alba, 603 nucleotides long. RefSeq lists its product as uncharacterized. The transcript is spliced from 2 exons. The record is from RefSeq and is a predicted model, not a curated record. The coding region runs from base 32 to 352 and encodes 106 amino acids. Lineage: Eukaryota; Viridiplantae; Streptophyta; Magnoliopsida; Fabales; Fabaceae.
UGGAAAUACACCAAUCAGAAUCACACCAAAGAUGAAGCCCGCUUUCUCCUUCGUCUUCAUACUCUCCCUUCUUCUUCUGGUUUCUAGCCCUAGCCAUGCCAGAAAAGAUCUCGAAGCCUACUGGGAGAAGAAGAUGAAGGGACUGCCCAUGCCUGAACUGAUCAAAGAUCUUGUUCUUCAGGAUCAGCCGUCUGUGUCUGAUGCAGACAAAGAUCUUUUCGUUAAGGACUUCGAUGUGAAGCCUAACGUCAUUAUAUAUCACAGCCACCAUGUGGAAUCUCAUCAAGACGAGAAGAAGAUGAAGGAUAAGGCUUUUGGGGAGAAGCUUGAAGAAGAGAAGUUGGCUCAAUAAAUUAAUGAAAGGGACCAUAGCUUCUACAAUACUCCGUUAUGUUUGUUGGAAUAGUGGGAAUUAAUAGUCAACUAGUGUUUUCAUUGAAGUUUGUUUUGCAGGGAAGAGAGAGAGAGAGAGAGUUAUUAAUGAAUUUUAAUGGAUAAACAUCCUCUGCUUCUGGUGCUUGUUUUCUGAUUCUGCACAAUAUUCAUAGGAAUCUAAUCUUGUCUUGUUCCUUUUCACCCAUUCGAGGUUCAGAUCAUUAAAAA